Messenger RNA from Anopheles aquasalis, 4910 nucleotides. It is a transcript of the gene Atx-1, whose product is annotated as Ataxin 1. Gene Ontology annotation, molecular function: RNA binding; protein binding. Gene Ontology annotation, biological process: regulation of DNA-templated transcription. The record is from RefSeq and is a predicted model, not a curated record. NCBI's taxonomy places the organism in Eukaryota, Metazoa, Arthropoda, Insecta, Diptera, Culicidae.
GCGAGUGAGUGACGGGAUAUUGUUUCAUUGUUGAGCUGCCGGCCGGGACCGUUUCGUGUUUUGUUAGUUCGCGGCUCCGCGCGAGGCCCGCUCCUUCCCGUCACCUAGCAGCAGCAGCAGCAGCAGCAGCAGCAGCAGCACCAGUGUCAGUAAUCUGUGCACAGCAGUGCGUGUUUCUCAGGCCGGAGUGCAUGUGAGCUAGUUAGUGUGUGUUAAGUACUGUUAUCGCAUCGUGAACCAUCGGGGUUCUCGUCCCUCUCGACGCCUCCUUCUCAGCCGGGGGGAAGUCUAGUGACAGGCAACAGCACCAUCGGCAGCCCUCUGUUGCCUUGCCGGCCAUCAAAUCGCAAGUCCCAAGCCGUGUCAUCGAUCAAGCACCAUCAACAAUUGCCGAACGGCGCCAAUCCGGCUUCUCACACACACCCAACACAUGCGUUGGAUGCAACACUGGCGACAGAUUGACCUGGUCCAGUGAGGUUGCAUAGAGAGGUCUGGGGAAACACGCCGCCGACCCCUGAUUCGCGCCAUGCUCGGUCGCAUUUGGCAGUGAGUGAAUCGCGAUCCGAUUGGCCCAAAAAAGCAGCAGCUGCAGAAUCAUCGAUAAUCGAUAUCCCGCGAGAUAAGGACGAAGCCCUGGACGACGUGGGCUGCAGCAAGUGGCCGGGCACGUCCGGUGCGGGCGCAUGAAACAGGAAACCCAGGCCCCGGACGACGUCAGCAGACCGAACGCGAUGCUCUCGGCCGUGGAAACCCUGAUCCCGGCUCCCGGGGGUCGGGCUGGUGCACCGGGUGGUUAUACGCCGCCCCACCACCACCAUCACCACCACCAUCACCUCCAGCAGCAGCAGCAGCAUCAACUUCCCCAUCAGCAGCAGCAGCAGCAGCCACCACCUCCACAUCCCUUCCAUCACCAUCACCACCGGCAUCAUCCGAUGGCGUUGGCUUCGGCGUCACUGCUGAACCAGCUACCGCUGGCAGCGGCUAUCCCGCCACUGCUAGCCACCACACCCUGCUAUCCGCACUCUUCGCCGAUGGCCAGUGCCAGCGGUGGAGGUAGCAGCACCGGCAGCAGCAAUGCCAGCGCGAGUGUCACCGAGUUCGCACGUCCCUUCCCUAAGCAAAGGUACGAGGACACGCGCAUGGGAAUCUCGUCGGUGUCCGAGCGACGCUCGAAGUACAGCGUCGAGGUGGCCCCGAUAUCACCGUCCGGUGACUACAAAGCGAGGGCAACACCGCUGUCGUCCGGUGGCCUGCCUCCUCCCGGUGGACCGGUAAACCUGGCGCUCGGCGUUGCGGGAGCAGCAGCAACCUCUGCGAAUCUUGUCGCUGGCAACGGUGCUGGUGGCCGGCCGGGUAGUAACGGGGGGGCCAGCAGUAAUACGCUAACCGCGGAUACGCAAUGGGCAGGGCGCCAGGGUAUGUGUGGUAUUGAGCCGUACAAGAGCUAUAACUCGCUCGCCAGCACGCGCGAUGGUCGUGGGACGGGCGAGGGUGACACCGCGAACGCAGCGGCCACGAACCUGCACCAUCCCAAGGCGCUCAGUGCGGUACAGCACCACAUCCAGCAGCGCCAGCAUCAGCAGCACCAGCAGCUACAGCAACAGCAGCAACUGCUGCGUAACGAUUACGUUGAGCGAUCGCUGAAGGCGCAACAGAAGCAACAGCAGCACCUGUACCACGGUGAGGUACUCGAGGUGAAUGGUGAUCUUGCGAAAGCCUCGUAUCCAGCAUCGGUCACCGGUGGGUGCGCUAGUGGUGGUGGUGGUGAUGGGCGUCAACUACCAUUCUUCAAUCCACCGGCACUGGAUGUCACCGCUGGAGGAUAUCCCGGGUUGAACUAUGGUCUCUUUCACUACAGAGGCAUCCUUGGGCGACCGGUCUACACGGCCUCGCAGCGCAUUAAUGAACAGCAGUACGACACCACAGUCCCAAGCACCACCACGGCACCGUAUCGAGCGUCCACGUGCAGCUCCAGCAGCAGCAGCAGCAGCAGCAGCACUUACGGAAACUCUACCGCCACCGAGGGUACCGGUGGCGCAUUGGUAGGCCUGGGACCACCACUACCGGCGCUGGGCAGCAGCAACACCGAUCGGCCGGAGCACAAAUCUUUCGCCGAAUCACCUCAACAGGCCAUCACCAGCAGCUCGGCAGAAUCGUUUAAUUCGUUUUCGGGCGUCGGUGGCGGCGGUGUACCACUGACCACCGAUCGGUCCAGCUACGGUGGUGCGGCGUUCGGGAAAUUGUCCACGUUGGGUGGAACGUCGCAUCCGCAUCACCAGCACCAUCCCCAGCACCAUCAACCGGCGCGCUAUCAUGCGGCCCCGAGGUACACCGAGCUUCCCGGUGAAGAGCAGCAACCAUCGCCGGGUGUUCCGGUUUCCUCGCCGAACGAUCCCAGCCAGAAGACGCACUUCUCCUAUCAGCAUCAGCAUCCGAGACCAUCGGAGCAACCGGGUCCGAACACCACGGGUCUGGUGUUCGGGUCAACGCGGUACGACAGCACCACUGCAACGAUAUUUCCCCGCGAUGAGAUGGACGAACAGCUGAUCGAUGAGUAUCGCCGAGCGUUACAUCAGCUGAAACACCAGCAACAGGUGCAGCAGCAGCAGCAGCAGCAGCACCAGCAGCAAGAGUUCAAAGUUCCUUGCGGUGGUAAGGACGGUCCGCUGAAAAGCCGCUUUCUACACCAGAGGUCAAAUGGUAAAUUAAGACAACCAACUCACAGCACCAGUAGCAGCAGCAGCAGCAGCAGUAGCAGCAGCAGCAUCUGCGCUAUCGAGGAGAUGUCAACCGGUGGUGGAGAUGGGCUGAAUCACCCAAUCGGUGGUGACUGUGAGAACAGUGACUCGGGAACGACCGUAAUAGGCGAGGCGACGUUCAACAAGGGCUCACUGAUCGAGUUCAGCAAUGGGGAGAGCAAGCGAAUCGAGGACGUGCGCGCCGAGGAUUUGAUCCGUACGGCUGAGCAGUCGUCGGACUUGCGGCUUACCGAGGCCAUCGUCCGUGCCAUCACUCUCAGCGAUUCCGCCCCCGCAGCUGAUCCCACGGCUGGCGAUGCACUGCACAUGGUACUGGUGACGUUCUCCUACGAUCGCGAGCAGUACAUCAGCAAGGUAGAAGCGUCGUACGAGUAUCCGUUCUUCGUCCUCACCAAAGGUUGGGCUUCGUAUAGUCCAUCAGAAACGUUUACCAAGUACAAUCUGCACUGCAAACCGCUCCUCGUCGGUGACACGUUUUUCGCGCUCGUCGCCUACAAACCACUCGUCCAGCGCUCGUCAUCACAGCAAAGCACCGUGACCGACGGCGCCACCACCACCACCCCUUCAUUGGAGCCGGUGGCGGCGGUGAAAAAGCAGGGAAGAAAGCGGAGCAUCGCUGCUGCCCCACCAUUACGUCGAGUAGUCGCCCAACCCACGAGGGUUGCGGGGCCCGAAGCAGGUUCACGAACGUGCGAUCGGUUACCGCCAACGCAGCAGCAACCGGACCAACGUAAACCUCUACCACUCACCGAUUGGGCAUAUCUAGCGUCGGAUCGGCAGCAACAAGUCCGAUUCGAGCCGCCAGCUGAUGGACACGACGAUGGUGGUUCUACGGAGGUUUUUUGCGACGACGAGGAUGACCAGAAACGUCAACAGCUGGGUAAGAAGCGUUCGUCCAGGCCGCCGGCACCGUACGAGGAUGUUUCCCGGCGAAAGCGUAAACCGCAACGGUUGUCACUGUCGGAGAGCGGCAGCAGUAUCGCUGGUGGGAACUAGAUGACUAGAUGGAUUGGCAGAUGAAUUGCCUGCUCCGAUCUGGUGUGUCCUUACACAAACACAAACGAAUAACGCUGCCAUGCGAGAGAUGCACACAUCCCGGCGAGGGGGUGUGUAGGAUGGGGACUUAGGAAGCAGGUCCUUGUUUUGUCCAGGUGAUUUGUUUUGGCGAGGUGGUGGUGUAAAGGUUGAAAGAGGGCAGAAUGAAAUGUACAGUAGCACACUCGUCGUCCCUUUUUCGCGGUUGUGCAGUGGCUGUGGGUGUGUGUAUGUAUGUAUAUAUGUGUGUGCAUGUGUGCUUGUGUGUGUGUGUGUGUGUGUGUUGAUUGCGGGCUAUACGUUUUGCAAAUGAUGGCCAUACGAUAAGAUUUGAACAAACGAAGGACAGGAUCAGAUGUAGUCCAGCAACCAAUCGACAACAGCAAACAGAUGAAUUUAAUUUUGAAGUAAGAAGCUCCUCUUUUUGGAAGUAUUUCGAUGAAUAUAGGUGCGCCUCUUUGGCGUAAACGUAAAAGGCAUAAGGAUAUUGGAAAGUAGUAUGAAUCGACUAGCGUUGUAGCUAGACCGCAUACGAGCGCCUGUGCGUGAGUGCUUGUGCCGUGAACAAUUGCCAACUGAUAGGAUAGGCUGAUGGUUAAGGAUUUACAAAAUUCAUUAAUUUAACGGCAAGAGCGCUAGUGUCGAGAAGAAGAGAAUAGCACAGGAAGCAAAGUAUAGAGCGGUAUAGAGCUGUUGGUGUUUCUAAAAGAAUUGGUAACCGCACCGACCCCGCGUUGAAGGCGAACCAGGACACAUAUAUAUAUUUUUGUAAGACGCUAUUCAUCAGUGGACCGAAUAGGUGUGCGCGUUUGGCACUUGCCAUCAUUGUCCACCAAAUAAAGUCCAUCCACUCAAUGUCUGCAAACGAGCCGUAGAAAUGUAGGUAGAAGCGGCUGUUCAGAUUCACGCACGACAUAUGUAGAUUACCACUCCAGAGGCUCUCCGUUCAGUAGUAGCGUUCCAGGUUUCCGUAAAGCCUAGGAGAAAAGAUAAUGCCCUGCGUAGUCUAAGAUAAUUAAUGUUGACUUUGCCAAAAAAAAAAAAGAACAUAAACAAAACAAUUAAUCGGUUUCGCAGAGAACACUGCUAGGUAUCGAAUGAUGGUGUGGCUGCCCC